Molecule: messenger RNA, 1161 nt
Organism: Thlaspi arvense
Lineage: Eukaryota; Viridiplantae; Streptophyta; Magnoliopsida; Brassicales; Brassicaceae
Source: the annotation of a GenBank genome assembly
AUGAGCCCUCACCGUCUGUUUGAAGUUGUAAAGCUUGUAAGUGCUGAUCUGUCUCACAGAAACAUGGAUGAUUGUGUUAAAGAUGUAAUCAAUAGCUUACCAGACAAUCUCCUUUGCCAAAUCUUGUCCAACCUGUCUACGAAAGAAGCUGCUCUGACAUCACUUCUCUCAAAAAGGUGGCGUUAUCUGUUUGCUCUUGUACCAAAUCUUGAUUUUGAUGACUUAUCCUCUCUGCACCCUGAAGUUAUGAUGCUGGACCCGACGAGUUUCAUAAGCUUUGUGGAUAGAGUACUGAAACUGGGAGGGAGAGACCAGGUUAACAAGUUCUCUCUGAAAUGUGGAGUUGGUGUUGAGAGAGAUAACGUCUUCCCUUGGAUAUCAAAUGUGUUGAGACGUGGUGUAUCAGAUCUUUCUCUACACCUCUCUCCUCAAGUGGAUUAUCUGUUGCCUUCAAAUGUCUUUGAGAGCAAGACACUGGUUAGGCUGAAGAUAGCAACUGAACAUAGUCUCGGAAUAAAACUGAGAAAUGUUGAUCUUCCGAAGCUUAAGACUCUCUGUUUGGACUCGGUUGUGUUUGAAGGAGAUGAGAUUGAGAGUGAGUUCGCGGAGCUUAUUUCGUGUUGUCCCUUGCUUGAGGAACUGAUUCUGCGUAAUCUGGCCUGGGAUUCUUGGGAUUAUUGCUCUGUGUCUUCAAAAACCAUCAAGAGACUAUCACUGUGUUUUGAUGAGUAUGAUGAAACUUCCAAUAGCGUUUCAUUUGAUACUCCAAAUGUUGUCUACUUUGAAUAUUCUGAUACUAUAGCGGACAAGUACCCAAAAGUGAACUUUGAUUCAGUGGUUGAAGCUCAUAUUGCUAUUCGUAUGACGGUUGACCAGAGAGCAAAUGCAAUAUAUAGAUCAGAUGGUGAUGAGGAAACAGAGAAGGUUAGUAACGCAACAGAUCUUCUUAUGGGAAUAUGCAAUGUUAAGACCCUACACUUAUCUGACAACACUCUUGAGACACUUAGUUUUUGCUGUGAAGCCAUACCGAUGUUCAACAACUUAACUUAUCUAAGUAUUGAGAGUAAUCUGGAAGUUGGAUGGGAAUCAUUUCCCGAUCUUCUCAAGAAUUGUCCAAAUCUUGAAGUACUUGUCUUCCAAGUAAGCAAAUCAGACCCAUGA